AUGGAUGCGUCCCGGGGAUCAGAACUAUCAUCAGGUUAUAAUUCCGCGGUCGAGAGGCUGAGGGAGACGGAGUAUCCAAUGCUCAAUGGUUCCAUCUACCUCGACCAUGCAGGCACGACCUUAUAUCCCAAGUCCCUGGUGGACAGGUUUGCCAGUGAGAUGACAAGCAGUCUGCUUGGGAAUCCGCACUCGGCAUCGCCUUCUUCUCAAUUGUCCACUGCCCGCAUCGAAGACACUCGGCUACGGGCCCUACAGUUUGUCAAUGCUGACCCGGCCGACUUCGAUCUCGUUUUUGUGGCGAAUGCCACCGCUGGCAUCAAGUUGGUCGCUGAAGCCUUGAGAGCUGUCCCUGGGGGUUUCGACUAUGCCUACCACCAGUCGUCUCACACAAGUCUGGUCGGUGUACGUGAAGAGGCUCGCGCUAGCGCUUGUCUGGGCGAUGCCGCGGUUGAGGAAUGGCUGGCAGGCCAAUCGCCCUUCCAACCUGAGGCUGAGAGUGCAGCUACCACAGUCCUUGCGUAUGCUGCGCAGUCGAAUAUGGAUGGUCGGAGAUAUCCAAUGGAUUGGUCGCGACGCCUCAGGAGCCUUGACUGGCCCUUCGGCUCUUCUUGCUUGACCAUUCUGGAUGCUGCUGCUCUUGCACCAACCGCGCCCCUGGAUCUCGGCAACUCGGAUAUGGCUCCAGACUUCACAGUGCUUAGCUUCUCAAAAAUAUUUGGAUUUCCUGACCUGGGGGCCUUGAUUGUGAGACGCCAGGCAUUUUCCACCUUCGAUUUCAAAAGGUACUUUGGUGGAGGCACUGUUGAAACAGUCGUCACUAACAAGGAGCAAUGGCAUGCUCCCAAGACUCACCGACUUCACGAACGUCUCGAAGACGGUACCCUACCUAUUCACAGUAUCAUCGCACUGGAUAUAGCGAUGCGCGUCCACAGGGGUUUAUUUGGUUCGAUGAGUGAUGUGGCAUCCCAUGUGUCGUGCUUGACACGGCGUCUGCGCGAAGGUUUACAACAACUGCGACACCGCAACGGUACGCAGGCCGGGGCCUGGGUCAGCCUCGCCGAGGUCGAGAAGCUGGCAAGCCUGAAAAGUUUCCACAUUCGAACCGGAGGAGUAUGCAACCCUGGAGGUAUAGCUUCUGCUCUGGAUCUCGAGCCAUGGGAGAUCAGAAGGAAUUUCUCUGCCGGCUUCCGCUGCGGGUCGGAGAAUGAUAUCAUUGCGGGUAAACCAAGCGGUGUGAUCAGGGCCAGUCUUGGUGCGAUGAGUAGCAUUGCUGAUGUCGAUGCGUUCGUGGCAUUCAUCGCAGAGUUCUUCUGCGAGCAGAAUUUGCCCAAUGAGGGGUCCAAUGGUUCACCUUCAGAAACGGAAUUGCAACCCGAUUUAGUCGUUGCUGACAUCACGGUCUACCCCAUCAAAAGCUGCGGCGGGUUCACCAUCCCGCGGGACACAGAUUGGGAAGUACGACCCGAGGGCCUGGCCUGGGAUCAGAUCAUCGCCCAGACAUAUAUCUUGGACGAGAUCAAUGAGUUCUUCACUAUGGUGCUAGAUGUCCCUUGUAUGCUGGCGCGCUUUCCACCCGGUGGGCAGGAGUCCAAUAAGAGCGCCAGGCACUCCAAGGCUCAUCUGCAAAAACAUCAGAAGAAUUACAGCGGCAGAGACAGCAGCUAUGAAAGGCUCGCUUUACCAGCUGUGCCGACCAUCACACCGCCCUCGCCCCCGGAGUCUGAUGUUGAAGAACACAAACGGCGGAAGAUCUUACUGUCAAAUGAGUCGCCAAUAUUAGCCAUCAAUACGGCCAGCUUGCGAGCUCUCAACAAAAGCAUUGUCGAGAAUGGAGGCAAAGAAAUUCCGUCCACGGUAUUUAGAGCAAACAUCAUGUUUGACUCCCCCAGCAACAUAGAGAAUAGCCCUGAACUUGCUUACGCGGAAGACAACUGGAGCAAAGCCCGAAUCGGACAGCAGGACUUCAAGAUGCUCGGCUCCUGCCGCCGCUGCCACAUGGUUUGCAUCAACCAGGAUACAGCGGAAAAGAGUCAGGAGCCUUUCGUUACGCUGUCGAAGACGAGGAGAUUCGAUGGCAAGGUCUUCUUCGGGACGCAUAUGUGUCAUGUACCGCAGCAAGGUCAGGCGACGGCAGCUUCGACGAGGGAGUCGCAGUAUCCGACUGUGAGGGUGGGCGACCGUGUGGUAGUGGAAUAA
This is a messenger RNA of Diaporthe amygdali, 2196 nucleotides long. Its product is annotated as MOSC N-terminal beta barrel domain-containing protein. The transcript has 4 exons. The record is from RefSeq and is a predicted model, not a curated record. Gene Ontology annotation, molecular function: pyridoxal phosphate binding; molybdenum ion binding; catalytic activity. NCBI's taxonomy places the organism in Eukaryota, Fungi, Ascomycota, Sordariomycetes, Diaporthales, Diaporthaceae. Bases 1 to 2196 code for a protein of 731 amino acids.